GCACCUUCAAAUUGCGUGGGAGGGCUCAAUAAUGGCUGUUUCUUUUGCUGCUCCUGUUGCUGUUCUAACAAUACUCGGCCAAAUUUGCUUUUCUGGUGCAAGUAUCUUCACUAUUGUACCAGUGACACAAUAUGCUUAUAUCAAUGACACUGUGACAUUUGAAUGUGCUAGAUCUAACAGAUUGACUCAAAUUGAUCUAGUUUUUGUGACUUAUCCACCAGUUAUAGGUUUAGUAUCAUUAUUAUCAUUACUAAAUGGUAAAAAAGUGAUGUUACUCAAACUAACAGCAACAAGUGAAAUAAAUGGUACAAGUGUAAUCUGCACUACCCAACGACUCAUUGGAGCACCAAUUGCCACUCCACCAGCAUAUUUAUAUGUACAAGGUCCACCUGAUAGUGUCGGUAAUUUAACAGGAUAUCAGUUAGAUUCUUGUUGUAUGUUUAUCAGUUGGUAUCCUCCAUUCACACUACCAGGACUAACAGUACAGUAUAUAAUCAGUGUAGGAACUGAUCAACAGUACCUUAAUGACUCUAUCACUAACUACACUUACUGUCCAAUAAACCCAACCAAUAAACAAUAUCUGUUUAACAUUACAACUACUAAUAAAGCUGGGAAUGGAUCUACUAGUAACAUAACUGUUGGAUUUCAAUCAACAAUAGAUGUGCAGUUAUAUGUAACUGAUAAGGAAAAAGGGAAAGUAAAUUGGACUUUUCGUUUCAAUGUAUCUGUUCAUCAGUUUUGCAAUAAUGCGUCACUAAUAAACAUUACUUUGAAAGGAUGUACUAAGGAUAACUGUUAUUCAACAACAAAUGUAUCCAUAAGCAAUAGUUCUUAUAAUAAUAUUAUUUCACUUGCUGUUCAAUUUCCAUCAAAUAAGACACUGAAUACUAAUGCUACCUUGUACUAUCAAAAUGGAGUUACAGUUCAAAGCAACACUAUAAUAAUCAGUACUCAUGAUCUUCAGAAAUUUACAUUGAUUAAUAUCACAUCAAAUUCUGUUUGUCUUCAGUUUCAGUAUAUCAAUGGCAGUACACCUAAUAGUGAUGUUAUUCUUUUCACUGAUAAUAUGAACUAUACUGAGUCUUACCUCAUAUCUCCUGAUAAUCAAUUCACCUUUAUUCAGUGUAUUGAUGACAUACCAGCUGGUAAUAACUUAAGAUUGUAUGCAUGUGAGUUAGCUACCAUAAAGAACUGUGAAUCUAAUCCUCUUGCUGUAAUAACUGAUAUUAAUAUUACUGAUGACUUUACAUCUUCAGUUCUAAUGUCAUCAGUUCAUUCAUCAUUAGUAUCACUCACAUCAACAGUAUUGACUACUCCAUCAAUGAUGUCUGUACCAUUGAUAAUGUCUGCUUCACCAAUACCCACUACUUCACCAGUAUCAACUACUUUAACUUUAACAAUUGCAACUAAUUCAAUAAUUCUAGCUACUUCAUCAUCUAUUGCAACCACUUCAUCAAUGACGUCUUUACUAACAAGAAUGCCUACUUUAUCUGUACCAAUCUCAUUAAUAAUGUCUGAAUUUGAAACAUUUCCUUCAUCAGUGCUGGUUGCUUCAUUGAUACCAACUGCUUCAUCAGUACCAGCUAGUUCCUCAGCAUCAACUAUUUCUCUGGUAUCAACUACCGGUACUUCAAUAGUACCUGCUUCAAGUAGCUCUAUCAUAAAUGAUACUAUAGAUACUCCAGCUAGUUCCUCAGCAUCAACUAUUUCUCUGGUAUCAACUACUUCAAUAGUACCUGCUUCAAGUACCUUCAUCAUAAGCAGUACUACAGAUACUCCUAUAAUAAGUGCCUCUACUAUUAUUCCUACCUCUAGAUUAACUAGUACAUUAGUGACAGGUAUUUCAACUACUUCAUCCAUUACUUUAUUGUUCCUAACUUCUUCAUCUUCAUCCAUACAUUCUUCAUUUUUAAGUUUGUCAUCAGUAUCUUCUUUAUCCAAUACUUCAUCUCAAACUUCUUCAUUCAUAACUUCUUCAUCCCCAGAUCUUUCAUUCAUAGCUCCUUCAUUCACAUCUUCUUCACCAUCAAUUAUUGAAUUGGGUUCUGGGAUAUCAAUUUCACUACUAAUUAUAAUAAUUGUUGUUAUAGUAAUUGUAGUGGUAGCAGCAACAGUUCGAUUUAAAAAGAGAAGAGGAAGAAUAGAAGUGAUUAAUAACAUUAAAGAAAAAUGAAAAUAUUAAUGUUCACAAAAGCAAGAACUAUCAUCAGUUAAUCUACAGUAUGAGAUUGUAUAUCUACCAGUUCCACAAUCAAUGGAAGAAUGUGCCGCUUAUGGUGUAGUUGAAGGAACUAGAUUGUAAUUACGUAUACCAGACUAUAUAACCUUGAAAAUACUUAUAAUAAUUAUUUAAAAUAA
This is a messenger RNA of Amphimedon queenslandica, 2358 nucleotides long. RefSeq lists its product as uncharacterized. Lineage: Eukaryota; Metazoa; Porifera; Demospongiae; Haplosclerida; Niphatidae. Gene Ontology annotation, molecular function: protein binding. The transcript has 9 exons. The record is from RefSeq and is a predicted model, not a curated record. The coding region runs from base 32 to 2173 and encodes 713 amino acids.